Messenger RNA from Acanthoscelides obtectus, 4043 nucleotides. The record is from the annotation of a GenBank genome assembly. Lineage: Eukaryota; Metazoa; Arthropoda; Insecta; Coleoptera; Chrysomelidae.
AGAUGGCGUUCGCUCCACAGCGCCAGCGUCAAUUACGACAACUCUCAUUGGCUAAUUGCAUAUUUUCAUAGUGGCGAAUUGACAAAUGUUUUGAAUAACAAUAAUUUUACAUUUUUCCAUAAACUUUCACCAAAAACGCGUUUAUAUUAGUGUCUACAACAAAACUAAAGUGAUACAUUAGUGAAGAUACAAAGCACAGUGAUAUCCAACGGCCAUAUUUUGGAGUAGGGCGUGUGGAACUCGGCGUUCUUGAAAAUGGUGGACUAGGAAAGUGAAUACCAGUGAAACAUCGCCGCUUGAACGCUCAUAAAGCUUAUAGGUGAAAAAUACCUACGUGUCAGCGUUAUUCGUUCACCAUUCAAUAGUGAGUUGUAGUUAAAAAACUGUAAUUUUUCGCAGUGGAUGCAGCACAAACAGUUUCCCAGUGCAAAAUCAGGUUAGUGGGGUUCCCUUUCUUUUGUCUUCGUACGGAUUGCUCAAACAACUCUGCAUUUUUUCGAAUGCCAAAUAGUGUGCUGCUGUAGUUAGUAUAGCAUUUGGAAUGAAGCCUACAUAUUUUUGGAUGGACAAGUCAGUUGUCUGUGGUGACAGUGUUAUUAUGAGAUGUUGUUGGAGCGUACCUAUUUGGAAGAAGUCUGUCACCCAAUGGAGGACCUGGCAUACGCAAAUGGAAAGUCAGUGGAUGAGGUAGAAGGGAAAAGAAAAAAGAGAAGGCCUAAGGAACCUGUUGUAGAAGAAAGGCUGAGAUCUUCUACCCCCUUACCAGAGGAAUGUGUGAUGACGCGUCAGACUAGAAAUAGGAAGCCAAGAAUUCCUGUGCUACAAUCUGGAUAUUGUGCUGUCUGUGGUGUGCCAUACAACAGUGUUGAAGACCACAUACAGUCGAGGAAGCAUCAGAAGCUGAUUGGAGAAGAUGCCAACUACAUUGCUCUGAAUGGAUCUUUGAACGGGUUUCUGCAUACAAACACCAUUCCAUUUUUGAAUUUGAAUGGGAUUGAUGCCAUAGGCGUUCACGAGACCUCGUUGGACGACCUCCCUCCGCCGUUGGUACCGCCUCCAUCGUCAAACAAUCGCCGCCAAGUCAUGCGCCGCACGCGAGCAACGUCGAUGAUGCACGAGCGGCCGACGCGAACGUGCACGACCCAUCCUAGGUCACCGCCCCCUGCCACGGAGGCCACGCCUCCUGCCAAUAACCACCACCAUUUGCGCUCCAGACGGACGGUCAAUUACGCCGUGGACGAGGACAGUUUGCACGAGGAUGAGGGCAGGGAGUUGAGGUCGACGAUGACCGCAUCUACACCGGCGAACGCAGCCAGUACGGCGAUUGCUACUAGGGGAUUUACGAAACUCUCCGAGCAAUUGCUGGACUCCCAAGAAGAAGUAUGGAAUUCCGGUCGACCGAAAAGGGCGUGUAUCCGACAGAAAAGGGCGCGAUCCGAAGAGAAGCAGUCUCAAUCUGCCAAUCAAAAGACAUAUUACAAAGUGGAAGUGCUGACAUCGCGGCAACGGUCGCUCAAAGAACAGCAGUCGACGAGAAGACAGCAAUCGCAGAGCCCUAAAAGGGAGAAAGAAGAUGAAAAAGAUAAAGGGUUGAUUGUAAAAUUCAAAAAACUUCGCAACUCCGAACUGAUCCAGCUGAAUAACGAAGCGACGAAUUUCCUUUUCCCCAAAAAAGAAGAUUCCAGUUCGGACGACGAGGAGGAGCAAAAUGGUGAAGACGGAUCAGUGAUCAACAUCGAAAGCUCGACAGAAGACAGCGUGAUAUCCUGUCACGAUCUGGACAGCAACGGGAAGAUAAAGACUGAAGAUGACGCGUCAUUGGACAGCACCGCUUCAUCGGCCACGAAGAAAAAACGGCGGAGAACUCAAGCCGAAGCUUUUAUACUAGAUAAUCAGAAAUACUAUAAGUUCGAGACGCCGGGAUCCAGUUCUUCCAGGUUACGGUAUCACGGUUCCUACCUGCCGUCUAUCGGGAGGUCACCCAGCCACGUGGGUGCCGACAAACCGACGGAUUCUACAAGCGGGAAGAUGUCGAUGGAAUCCAAAGUGAAAGUGGACAGUUACAAGUUUUCUUUCGAAAAGGAACCUAAAAAUAGUGCUGUGAUGGAGGCGUUCAGGCGACAGGAUGCUGGACGGCAGAAAUAUACGUAUUUUAGUGAUAGCCCGUUCUGGGACCCAUUCAUAAUGCCCUACCAAAUGCCGUACCUGACCCCUCUAGACCCGCGCGCAUGCCGCGCCUACUAUCGCGAGCUCAAGCGAUGCAUCCAGGAGGCGGUCGCGAACGCGAAAGCCGCCUCCGCAUCUCCAUCGGGGGCGGCAGAGGAGGCCGUCGAAUCUUCGAACGCGCCGACCGAUUGCUCGGCAUCAGUGGCGUCGUUUUCCGGCGAUGUUGUCGCGCUGCAGGAUGAGGACAGCAAGACGAGUGUCGGUACGACGUUGAGUUCGACAGAGAGCGCGCAGGAAGAGGAGUCAACCGCAGCUGCUGGGGCGAGUAGUACAACCGUGGGCAAACGUAAGAAAAGAAGUAGGCGCACCAAUGCAGACCUAUUACAAGAUCUCAGCAGCGGUAAGAAUCCCAGGAAAAGUCCAAGACAACACGCAUCGACCUUAGCAAUAUUGAGUAGCUUUUUACAGCAGAGAAAACGGAGGUCGAGGAACAGAGACGGCGAAAUGCAGAGUGCUCCUCUGCCUACAAUCACCGAAGAAACUCCCAAGGCAGAACCACCAACAGAAACUCCGUCUCAGGAAGUACCGGUCCAGGUUGAAGCUCAAAGCUCUUCUGUACCGACCAAAACCCCACCAAGGACUCCUCGUAAACAAGCAAAACCGAAAAUUGACUAUUUCUCUAUAGCUCAAAGUAUAGACGAUGAACUAGACACCGCUCUUAAGGACGAGAACUUGGCAAUGCUAGAGGCUGAUUUAGAGCGACUAGGUCAAUUACAAGAAGAAGAAAAAGAUUUUGGAGUGGAUUUCCACGCGUGUAGGAUAAAUAUUACGGAAAUAAUGCAAUUGUAUGAGGAGGAGAAGAAAAAGGAGACUGUUAGAAGUUGUAGAAAGUUUUUCAACAAUAACCAACCUUUGGUGCCACCUGGGAAGAAACAUAGUAAGAAAAGGAGGAUGAACUUGACGGGGUGGCCAAAUAAAAUCAAAAGGUCUAAACCCGGCAAAAGCAAGGACGACAACAGCACGGCUGAUUCUGGCAGUGUCAAGGACUUUUCAGAGGAAGAGCCCGCUGCUGCAGUUCCGCUUCCGAAACCUGCCGUACAAACGCCGAAAAAGAACAUCAAGGUUAACAAUAGGACGACGGCCAAACGGCCGCCGCAGUCGAAAAACAACAAAUUGACCAACGGCAGUACGUCACCCGAGAUACAUAUGCAGCCAUACGUCUUCGUGCGAAAGUUGGAGAACAGUAAAGUACAAAGUAGCCCGAAAGCUGCAACACCAAAACAAAAGAAACCCAACCGCAGACACAUACCAGGGUCUCCAAAAUCUCCGAGAGCUCUGCGGAAGCCCAGGGGAAAAUGGUAUAAGGAAAGGUAGGAGGAGGGGGAAAUCGAGACUGUCAAACUGGACGAUCAAGGGUAACUGUGCAGGAUAACCGCUGAGUGUGAAUGAGAUUGUGUGAUGUGAUGUUAGAAGUUUUGUACGGGUGGAUUCUGAUGAGAAAAACCUGUUAUCAACCAACUAUUAAGGAAAAUUGCAACAUAUCCUUGUUCGCAGAAAGCAGGUGUUUGUCCAAAAACAUUCAGAUAAUUUGUACUUAUAUUUCGUAUUGCCGUUCUCAAAUUACAAUAAUUACACUUGUAGUUGCAAUUUUUUUUGAGCUUAAAACAAAUACAGCAGACGCUCGAGAAUGUAAACUAAUUUAAUCCAAGUGUGGUUCACAUUAUCGAAAUAUUUACGUGAUUUAUAUGAUAUUUGAUUUAUUAAAAGAAACGUUUAAUACAUACUAUUUAUAACAAAAUAAACAAAUAUUCUAACAGCGAUAAGUAUGUUUUUAAUUAGACGAAAAAUAAUUAACAAUUUUUGUCUGCGUAAAUUUG